CUGGAUUACUACAAGCUCAAUAACGUCAUCGCUGACCACAUGCCAAGUCACCUUGAAAGUUCUGAAGUGGCGUCUCAGUCAAACAGCAAAGCAGUAGACAAAGAGGAGAGGAGCCAGCAUGCCAGGCACUAGACUAGAUGGACACAAGCGGCACCAUUGUACCAGGAGGAGCCCUCACUUUUAAUCACUUUCACAAGAUCGUCAUCUGCCUUCCUCCUGACAUACAUGGACUAAAAUGUCACAAUUCACACAAGGUUAUUAUUAUCUGCAAAAUAUGUUCACAUGAUUAGAUGUAAAUGUAUGCUUUUAACAGCUAUUUAAAUGUAUGUAUGUUUUUGAUGUUACGAUAAACACUCUUUACUUUUCUUAUUGCAAUAAUGCCCGCAUUUGUAUAAAAGGGACUUUUAUGAUGCAAUGUUUAUCAAAUAAUGCAAAUAAUGUAAUAUACACAGUAAAAAAGUGUUUGAAUGUUUUAGGCUGUAUUCGGAAUUGCUCCUUAUCCACGAUAUAUUUCCCUGGAUGGCACUGAUUAGCGCAAAAAAAUUGUGCAAAGCAUCACAUUUUGUAAAAUACACUCAUAUACAAUAAAUUAUAAAUUAUUUAUUUGUUCAGUAUUUAUCACAGAAAGAGGGUGAUCCAGAACAAUGUAAUUAUGCAACAGAGUAAAAAUAGUAAGUCUUUAUAUCUUAAACACUCUACAGUCAAUGAUAAUUAAUGUUAUAAAUGAAUCGUAGUUUUUUUUCCAAAACUGAUUUUUCAUUUGACCCUCAACUAUAGGCCUAUUGUCCACGAGUGAACGAUUCAGAGCACAGCCUAAUAAAAUGAAAGCUUGUGAUACGCCCUUUGUAAGGAACGCAAACGUCAUUUUUCAAUUGUUUAAAAAAUGUGUAUGUCUCAUACAAACGAGAACCUGAAGUCUCAUGGAAGCACGGGGAGAAAAUGCAACAAAAUGUAGGACUGUUCAAAAUCGAACCCCAAAACUCAAAAUCGUGAGGCACUAUUUUGUUGUUUUUUUUUUAUGUUCAUUGUCUUGUAUUAUUAUGCGAAAUGUAUUUAAAUUCAUCUUUUAAUGAAGAAGAAAGAAAGAAAACAGUCAAUACGUGGCACUGCUUUUGUAAUCCUGACGUCAGAGACUGCUUGCUCAUGUGACCCCGUGACAAUGUCCACUUCCGCUGUUUGGUAGCCAUGACAACGGGCUUUUCCGACGGGAUUUAAAUGGCCACGAAGAAGCUCUCCUUCUCGAAAGUGCGCCGAAAGUCUUGGAAAUGUACGGUGUUGUUGGAUAUUCACAAGGUCACAUGUCGUGGCGUGCGGCUGCCCAAGACAGGAGACAUCUACUUUAGAGUUUGCAUGAUGGGCGAGUACAGGAAAACUUCCUGCUUGCCGCCGCGCUUCCCCCUAAACUUUAACCAGCGGCUGGUUUUUGAGAAGACAUACAGCGAUGCUGUUGACCGUCCUGCAGUCGUUGACCUCCUAAGAGCUGACACAACAUCUUUUCAGCUGAUUCAGUCGGUGUCUCCAGAGGGUGAGACCCUUGCCACGAUGAAGCAAAACAGCAGAGACUUCCUGAACCCUGGGCCCAGUCUGAGCGGCGCUGAAGACCCCACGCAGAGAGAUGCACUGAUGAUGGAGCGGUCCUCCAGAUUUCAUGGUGCGUUUCCCACUGUGGAGUUUUCAGUGACGUCGUUCAUCGAGGAGAGUGAUGGGAUGGACGCCUCUCCUAUGAGCGGCCUCGUCGGAGGGAGGCCAUCUUCGACUUGGGCAAGGAAGUCGUCAAGCUACGAAGGACGGUCCGCAUUCAGACGCUCCCCUUCGCCGCCCCCGUGCCGCCAUAUUUCCUGCGAGGCAAAAAAAAAGCCACCAAAACACGCAGUUUGUCUCGAACCGGGCUACCAGCGGCCCACUGUUGCCUCCACGACGCGGGCGCUGUCGCCUUACACCCACCGAAAAAUGUGCCAGCUCUCCCUGGAUGCUGAGCAAAGGCUUCGACACCUGCGGCUCGGACCGCACCACUUCAGGAAGGAGACGGAGAGCCUCCCUCCAUUCCUGGUUCCGACGCGUAGUAGUCAGAUGGAUGCCUACUCGCCUCCGCCACAGAGUUACGCGCACUGCUGCCACACAGUCAGCCUCUCGGAUGACGACUUGGAUUUUCUCCUUGACACUCACUACAGACCGAGAGCAUCCCGAAUGCGGUCAGUUCGCGCGUGGUCGUCUCCCGGGCCGCCAUUCAGACGCGAUGAGCUGAGCCAAAGUCCUCAUCGAGGCUCCGCUGUGUCAAAGAGGAGAGGCCCCGUGACUACCAAGCACUCCCUCAGGGAAAGCCUGCAAGCCAAUGAUCCCAGUCCAUCCUACUGGGAGCAGAUCCACAGCAGAGUCCAGAAGAUUCUUCUGACACACAGAGUCCCCUUUGACAUCGACUGACCUUCUGGACGCAAACGGAGUGAACUGAAUAGGCAUCACGUUAGCGCUGAAAGUACACGCUGACAUACAUUGGUGCGUAAAGGAUUCCUGGUCGACAAGAGAAGCGUCUCUUCCCCGCAGUCGUCAUCGUCUUCAUCGGCCACCUCAUCCACAAACUCCUCC
This is a messenger RNA of Hippocampus comes (tiger tail seahorse), 2583 nucleotides long. RefSeq names its product spermatogenesis associated 6 (gene spata6). Gene Ontology annotation, molecular function: myosin light chain binding. The record is from RefSeq and is a predicted model, not a curated record. The transcript has 13 exons. Bases 1216 to 2421 code for a protein of 401 amino acids. Gene Ontology annotation, cellular component: sperm head-tail coupling apparatus. Lineage: Eukaryota; Metazoa; Chordata; Actinopteri; Syngnathiformes; Syngnathidae. Gene Ontology annotation, biological process: spermatogenesis.